Molecule: messenger RNA, 2802 nt
Organism: Capsaspora owczarzaki ATCC 30864
Lineage: Eukaryota; Filasterea; Ministeriida; Capsasporidae
Exons: 8
Coding region: 117-2735 (872 amino acids)
Biological process (GO): primary miRNA processing; mRNA processing
Cellular component (GO): nuclear body
Source: RefSeq, a predicted model, not a curated record
AGUCCCAACUCCUAAAUCCACCCCACUUCGUCCACUCUUUUGUUUUUUUUUAAAAUUCUUAUUGAAUCUUCCUUCCUGUUUUGCUUUAUUGCAUUCUUUGCUUUUAUUGCGACACUAUGGACGACAGCGCUGCGCCAACGCGGUACCAUUGGAGCCAGUUUGACAAUGAGCGCCGAGCGUCGCGUUCGAGCCUACCGACCGCCGCCGCCACCAUCACAGCUCCCAUGAGCACACGGCCAGCAUCCCCACCGCCGAGCGGCAGUGGCAGUGGCAGUGGCAGUGGCAGUGGCAGUGGCAGUGGCAGUGGCAGUGCGACGGGCGGCCCGUUGCUCGCUCUGCCGCCAUCGUCGUCCCAGUCUCCUCAAGCUCAGUCCAGUCCGCCGUCCUCCCGCGGGCAAGACGAAAGUUACUCAAGACACUACCGCGAGUCGCGUGAGGAUGACCGCGACCGCGAGCGAGACCGACAUCGAGGCGCUUCGGGGCGAUCGUUCCAGUCGCAGUCCCAAGCUCAGGCGGAUUACCGCUUGCGGAGCCACCACGCGUCAUCAUCAGGGCAUGGGCAUGGGUACUACAGCUCAUCCGAGUCAUCGCAGGCGCAGGACUACGGACGGAACGGGAGGUACAGCCGGCCAAGCGACCAAUCGUCGUCGUAUUACUCGAGAUCUGCUCCGUUGCUGGCACAUCCAGGCAGCAGCAGCAGCAGCAGAGAUGCUGGUUCACGAGGCCAUGAUGGCUAUUACAAUCACCGCGGGAGCGGCAGCGGCAGCGGCAGUGGCGAGUCUUAUGCGGACAGGCGAAGCGAUCGAGACGACCGACCCCAUCAUCGCUCAUCCAGUUCGAGUUACUCGAGUUACUCGGGUUCCUCGCAUGACUCGAAUCAUGACGACCGACAUCGCGAUGCUGGAUCUCGUGACUGGGACGGCGACAAUGCCAAAGCUCAUCAUAAUCAUCAUCAGCAGCAGCAGCAGCAGCAGCGAGGAAGCAAACGACCUGCAUCCCCACCGUCCGCUGCUGGUGGUUUGCUGGGUGCUCCUGCCGGCCCGCGAUUUACUACAAUCGACGACAUGUCCACUCCCACCGAGCGAGCCAACAAGCGGAUCCGAACGGAUCUGCCAAGCCUCCUUCCACCGCCUGUUCCGAUUUCGACCGGUCGCCAUUUGAUGAGCAAUCCAAGUCACGGCGAGGAGAGAAGCAACGAACCACCAUCCAUUCUCCCCUUUGAAGAGUUUCGAGCGCAAUAUUGCCCUUCCUUGUCGCUGGACGAGGCCCGCGACAGUCACGAUACCUAUGUCCUUGAGAUGGAACGUGGCUUGAUUGUGGACUUUUUCGAUCAGCAUUGGUCGGAGCCAUGGUUCCAGGAAAAGUACAACCCUGUCGUCAAGGAGCAGCUUGCCGCGGCUCGUCUGGAAGAAUGCGAGUUGAAAGCGACGCGCUUGUUCGAAGACGAGCGAUUCAGCACUCUUCAACUCACAAAGGAGCAUGGGUCCACUGCCGCUGCUCUUCUAGACACAGUCGAAACGGCCUGGGAUGAUACUCUUCUGAAGCGCAACGAAGCGGCUCGUCGGACGCCAUCGCACGAGCCGCCAAGUUCGGAGGAGAGUUCCGAUCUGGCGGCACCACAGGCAAUGGUCGAAUCGAGCGAAUUGAGCGACGCGAGCGAGUCUGCCGCGGCCGUUCCAUCCGGCGAGAUCAUCUCCAGUGCGCGACUCGACUCAGAAAGUGACACACCACGUACACUGCAGCUAUUCGUCGUCUCCAUUGCACCACACAUUUCGCGCGCGGAGGUCGAGAAGCUCUGCCGAUAUGUUCCAGGCUACAUCCGGCUUCAGUUGUCUUCGGCAACAUCCGCAAAGCGCUUCCAUCGACUUGGCUGGCUUUCAUUCGCGCUCUCCACAGACCUUCUGGCUGCUCAGAGUCGGCUGAACAACACCAUGUUUGGCGAAUUCAAAUUGAUUGUACGAGAUGCCAAGUCGUAUCAUCUGAGAACGCGCUACCAGCCAGGCCCGCUUGCGAUUGACGCGGCUCGGGCUCGCACCCUCUUGCCGAUUAUUCGUCGGUUGAUGACCUACUUUGAUGAGCAAGUGGGGAUGACCGCAGAAGCAGCGCGCCGCGAAGCUUUGCACGCCGGCGAUGCCGAGACCAUGGAAGAAGCAGAGCUUUUGGCGUGUUUGGACAAAUGCGUUCUGUACUUGCGGGCGACUCAUCACUACUGCGCGUUCUGCUCGGCCUCGUUCGAUUCGUGCGAAGAUCUUGAGCGGCGUUGCGGCGCUGUGCAUUUGCGCGAUGCUUACCCUGACACGGUCCUGCCCGCAGUCACGACGACCAUGCCUCGCGAAGGCGCGGACUACUUGACAUGGCUGGCUCGCGGAGCAGAAAUGCGAAUGCGCACGCACGAGCUCGACGCGGGUCGAGUGGAAAGGAUUGGCUUGCGAAAUGCAGAUCGUGAUGCGGCCAACUUUAUGAACAGUACUGUUGUACGUCUCAAGGAUGACCGAGUGCGGUGCGGUAUUUGCCAAGUCACUUUCAAAGGGCAAGAGUUUAUUGAAAAGCACAUUACGACCCGCCACACGCCUGCCAUGAUUGCUGCGUCGAACAAGGCAAGCACUUUCAACAAUUUCGUUCGAGACGAACAACGGUCGAUGGUCGGCACCAGGUUUGUUCCCCCGAGCUUGACCAAGCUUCAAAUGCGUACCGGCACCAGCAGCCGUCAAGUUGUCAGCUAUCAUGAUUUGUGAUGCGAAUUUAGAGCAAUCCGAUUUGGUUUUGUUUUUGAACAAAACAAAUCACAUUGAAGAAAACACA